Molecule: messenger RNA, 621 nt
Organism: Lachnellula hyalina
Lineage: Eukaryota; Fungi; Ascomycota; Leotiomycetes; Helotiales; Lachnaceae
Product: GTP-binding protein rhoA
Exons: 5
Biological process (GO): small GTPase-mediated signal transduction
Molecular function (GO): GTPase activity; GTP binding
Source: RefSeq, a predicted model, not a curated record
CCCCCUCGCUCUCCUAAGCACCUCUAUUCCCAGAUCGAAGACAUGGCGGAAAUCCGUCGAAAGCUUGUCAUUGUAGGCGAUGGUGCCUGUGGUAAGACUUGUUUGUUGAUCGUGUUCUCCAAGGGCACUUUCCCAGAGGUUUACGUCCCGACUGUCUUCGAAAACUACGUUGCCGAUGUCGAGGUUGAUGGAAAGCACGUCGAGCUAGCUCUAUGGGAUACGGCUGGGCAGGAAGACUAUGACCGUUUGAGACCACUAUCAUACCCAGAUUCGCACGUCAUACUCAUCUGUUUCGCUGUCGACUCCCCUGAUUCUCUUGAUAACGUUCAGGAGAAGUGGAUCUCCGAAGUUCUGCACUUCUGCAGUGGCCUUCCCAUAAUCCUCGUUGGUUGCAAGAAGGAUCUCCGCUACGACCAGAAGACCAUCGAAGAGCUCCACAAGACGAGCCAGAAACCAGUGACCCCCGAACAGGGUGAGGAGGUCCGCAAGAAGAUUGGCGCGUACAAGUACUUGGAAUGUUCGGCAAAGACCAAUGAGGGUGUUCGUGAGGUUUUCGAACACGCCACACGUGCCGCUCUCUUGACCAAGAAGAAGAAGGAGAAGAAGUGUAUUGUCCUGUAA